This is a messenger RNA of Aureobasidium vineae, 258 nucleotides long. NCBI's taxonomy places the organism in Eukaryota, Fungi, Ascomycota, Dothideomycetes, Dothideales, Saccotheciaceae. The record is from the annotation of a GenBank genome assembly.
AUGAUUCCUCGCAUCAACCUAUUCACGCGUUUCUUGAAGACACUGGACACUCAGGAUCGCAUUCAGACCGUCAUGUCAGCAUCUAUCACUCAAGAUAUGAUUGGAAGAUACAAGAAUGCUGUAGAAGAGAACGCUCAGCUCCGUGAUGAGAACGGGAACCUUCGAGUCAGAAACUACGAACUCAACAGGGAGCUAGAUGUGACAUACAGAAAGCUCUGGAGCCUGGAGAUCGAGGGAGGUGGGCACAAAGGAUUCUGA